AUGGUAUUGGACAUUGGCGAUUCAUCCUCCAAAGCUCACAGCCAUGAGACAGAAGACCACCUAUCCCCUGAACUGAAAGAAGAUAGUUUUAGUGAUAGAGAAGAUGAAGAUGAAGAUUAUGACGGAUUGACAGAUUUUGAUCAUGAGAAUUUGCCAACGAACGUGCAAAGCGACAGGGAACGCACCACUUCGAAUAAUCUCGCCAACAUCGGAAACUCUCUUCCAGCAUGUGUGUGUGUAAUGGAUCACAACAGCGUCAACCAUACUGACAGUUGCAACCACAUCAGCGUCAGCCAUACUGACAGUUGCAACCAUACAGGCAGUUGCAACCACAACAGCGUCAACCAUACUGACAGUUGCAACCACAACAGCGUCAACCAUACUGACAGUUGCAACCACAACAGCGUCAACCAUACUGGCAGUUGCAACCACAUCAGCGUCAGCCAUACUGACAGUUGCAACCAUACAGGCAGUUGCAACCACAACAGCGUCAACCAUACUGACAGUUGCAACCACAACAGCGUCAACCAUACUGACAGUUGCAACCACAACAGCGUCAACCAUACUGACAGUUGCAACCACAACAGCGUCAACCAUACUGACAGUUGCAACCACAACAGCGUCAACCAUACUGUCAGUUGCAACCACAACAGCGUCUACCAUACUGACAGUUGCAACCAUACAGGCAGUUGCAACCACAACAGCGUCAACCAUACUGACAGUUGCAACCACAACAGCGUCAACCAUACUGACAGUUGCAACCACAACAGCGUCAACCAUACUGACAGUUGCAACCACAACAGCGUCAACCAUACUGAUAGUUGCAACCACAACAGCGUCAACCAUACUGUCAGUUGCAACCACAACAGCGUCUACCAUACUGACAGUUGCAACCACAACAGCGUCAACUAUACUGGCAGUUGCAACCACAACAGCGUCAACUAUACUGGCAGUUGCAACCACAACAGUGUCAACCAUACUGGUAGUUGCAACCACAACAGUGUCAACCGUACUGGUAGUUGCAACCGCCAUAGCGUCAACUAUACUGGCAGUUGCAACCACAACAAUGUCAACCGUACUGGUAGUUGCAACCACAACAUCGUCAACUAUACUGGCAGUUGCAACCACAACAGCGUCAACCGUACUGACAGCUGCAACCACAACAACGUCAACCUUACUGGUAGUUGCAACCACAACAGCGUCAAACAUACUGGCAGUUACAACACAACAGCGUCAACCAUACUGGCAGUUGCAACCACAACAGCGUCAACCAUACUGGCAGUUGCAACCACAACAGCGUCAACCAUACUGGCAGUUGCAACCACAACAGCAUCAACCAUACUGGCAGUUGGCAACCACAACAGUGUCAACCAUACUGGCAGUUGCAACCACAACAACGUCAACCUUACUGGCAGUUGCAACCACAACAGUGUCAACCAUACUGGCAGUUGCAACCACAACUGCAUCAACCAUACUGGCAGUUGGCAGUUGCAACCACAACAGCGUCAACAAUACUGGCAGUUGCAACCACAACAACGUUAA
Macrosteles quadrilineatus (aster leafhopper) is the source of this 1542-nucleotide messenger RNA. RefSeq names its product cysteine-rich, acidic integral membrane protein-like. The record is from RefSeq and is a predicted model, not a curated record. NCBI's taxonomy places the organism in Eukaryota, Metazoa, Arthropoda, Insecta, Hemiptera, Cicadellidae. The transcript has 3 exons. Bases 1 to 1542 code for a protein of 513 amino acids.